GCACACACAGGGGUGUUCCAGCACAUGACAAAGUGCGAGUGUCACUUCAUCAACGGCACCGAGCGGGUGAGGUUCGUGCAGAGGCACAUCUACAACCGGGAGCAGUUCAUGCACUUCGACAGCGAUGUGGGGGUGUUUGUGGGGGACACCCCGUAUGGGGAGAUCCUGGCCAGGUACGGGAACAGCAACCAAGAAUGGAUGGAGUACAUACGGGCUCGGGUGGACAGGUACUGCCGGCGCAACUACAAGGUAUUCACUCCCUUCAGCAUGGAGAGGAGAG
Molecule: messenger RNA, 280 nt
Organism: Neopelma chrysocephalum (saffron-crested tyrant-manakin)
Lineage: Eukaryota; Metazoa; Chordata; Aves; Passeriformes; Pipridae
Product: class II histocompatibility antigen, B-L beta chain-like
Exons: 1
Biological process (GO): antigen processing and presentation; immune response
Cellular component (GO): membrane; MHC class II protein complex
Source: RefSeq, a predicted model, not a curated record